Lactuca sativa (garden lettuce) is the source of this 1492-nucleotide messenger RNA. The record is from RefSeq and is a predicted model, not a curated record. NCBI's taxonomy places the organism in Eukaryota, Viridiplantae, Streptophyta, Magnoliopsida, Asterales, Asteraceae.
CUCCUUUAAAACCCUUUUAAGACUUCUAACAUUCAUCCACCCCAAAUUCUCUCUUCACUCUCCAAUUUACAGGUUUCUUACAUUUCUCCAUUGUUGUUUGUGUAAGAUUCCAAUUGGGUUUUUCUCAAAUUCCUUUAAAACCCCUAAAAUUGGAACAUCACUCAUCACUACCCAUUUCUUUGUUCAUAUUCACACUGAUCAUUCACUUUUUCGCUCUUGAACUGUUCUUCUGUCAAGAUAAUGGCGUCAACUGAUUAUCAAGGUUCAUCGUCUCCAUCUUUCACACGUUUUCGGCGUUCAAUACUGAGUAUGAAACGAGAUCCAGUGAUUCAUGAGGCCACAAGUCAGGAACAAGAGGUUGAAGCGUUUCAAAGACAUGUAACUCAGAGGUUUAUCGAUUUGUCUCGGGUUGAUUCACAUGAAUUCCUUUCUCUUUCGUGGGUUUCUGAUCUUCUAGAUGUUUUCCUGUGUUGUCAAGAAGAAUUCAAAGCCAUAUUAUUCAACAACCAAUCUUACAUGAGUGAUAAGUUGGUUUUGGAUUAUUUCGAAAGGAGCGUGAAAGGAUUAGAUGUUUGUAAUGCAAUUAGAGAUGGAAUUGAACAGAUCCGACAAUGGCAGAAACAACUGGAGAUCGUUUCAUGUGCUUUGGGUAAUCAACGAUAUCUCGGAGAAGCUCAAUUCCGGCGAGCUAAAAAGGCGCUAAUCGAGUUAACAAUCGGAAUGAUUGACGAUAAACAAUCCAACUCCGCUUUCGCUCAUAGAAACAGAUCCUUCGGUAAAGAUCCCCCAAAUCAUCAAAAAUCCUUGAAGAAAUUCAAAUCAUUCUCGUGGAGUGUUUCAAGAUCUUGGUCCGCUUCAAAACAACUUCAAGCAAUUGGAAACAACAUUGUUCCUCCCAAGACUACCGACGUCAUUCCUGUAGCUGUUUACACGAUGAACAAUGUCCUGUUAUUCGUGAUGUGGACUUUGGUAGCUGCGAUCCCUUGUCAAGAUCGUGGACUACAAUCCCAUUUCAACAUACCCAAGAAUUUCAAUUGGGGAUCUCCGAUUAUUAGUCUGCACGAGAGAAUUUUGGAGGAAUCGAAGAAGAGAGGGAGGAGAAAUGCUUGUGGAUUGUUGAAGGAGAUUGAAGGGAUCGAGAGAUCUGCUCGUUUUGUAAACGAAUUGUGUGAUUCGUUGCAGUUUCCAUUGGCGGAAGAACAGGAAUCGGAGGUGAGAAAGAGGGUGGAGGAAGUGGAGAUGGUGUCUGAAGCUAUUAAGAAAGGUCUGGAUCCAUUGGAGAAGCAAGUGAGAGACGUUUUUCAUCGAAUUGUGAGCAGUAGAACACAAGGACUCGAUAAACGAAGCUAUUAAUUAAAUCAAAUCAAUAUAUGUAUAGAGAAUAUAUUUAGGAUAUGAAUUGUAUUUGGAAAUUCAUGAACUAUGUUCAUGUUCAUGUGUUCAUCUCGUGUAGAUGUAUCUCAUUAAUUAUUAAUUCUCACGUUGAAUGGCA